AUGAAUAACUAAUCUGUUAAUGUGCAGUACAAUGAUCAGAUAAAAAUGAAGGUCUCAGAAGUGUUUCAAACCCAUUAUAUUAAUACCCAGCCCUCGAAACAAGAAUAGACUAUUGUAAUUUGCUUAAUAAUUUUUGGGAACAUAAUUUGGAACUGGAUGGCAAACUUUUAAAAUAGUGGAUCCACCCAUUAUAGUUAUGAACUAACAGUUAAAAUUAUCGAGACCUUGUGGAUUGUCUUUCAUCAUCUGAAGAAAAAGUAAACAUUUCUUAAAUUUUAGAACUACUUAAACUCCCGAAUCUCUUCUGAAUUUAGGUCUAGUAAUUCAGCUCGUUAAUGCCCUAAUCACAACUUUAACUAUAACUGAGUAUAAUCUAUCUUAUAUUCUGUAGCGUAGAAUCAAGAUCAGAAUAAGUACUAGACCAAUUUACCUUCUUCAUUCUCAUCCAUCAAUAUAUCUACAAUCGAUUCUCAUUGAAAUUGCAUUACUUACAUUAAGUGAUUGGAAUCGGCAGCGUUUUGGCAUUUCAAAUCUGUUGGGGAGUCCAUUUUAUUAGUACAAUCAAAAUGAUAACAGUAUAAUCUGUUUUUAUUUUGUCAAAAUAAUUACGAUAACAGAGAUUGUUGAAUGAGACACAAAACAAAAUCAAACAGUUCAAUUAAGAGCUGGAUCAGAUGAAGUAGCAGUAACAAUAAUAGAUAAACAAAUAUCAAGAGGAGAUUGAUUCAAAAUCACAGAUGCAAUUAUAAUCUAGGGCCAAUGACUUAGUCAAUAAAUUAAAAUUAAUCAAAUUCAAGUAACAAUGUGCAAUCAAAAACCAACUCUUAAAAAAUGCUAGUUAAUAAUAAGAGAAAUUGUAAUCGAUGGUCUCAAUAACAGAAGUAUUUGGCAAAGACGAAGUGGAUGAAGACACAAAUCAAAAUUAUCAAACCACCUCUCCAAAAAUUGAGAAUUUUAGAAGGAGAGCUAGUAGAACCCUAUCCUAAAAUUCAGAUAUUAAAGGUAAAAAUCUACAAUUCGACCAACAGCAAUCUCACUCUGAUCAAACUAUUAUUCAAGGAGAUGAUUUUAUUACCAUUGAUGAAAUAGAUGACCUUCUGAAUUUAUUGACAGGUAAAAAAGACAAUAUUUGGUUACCAAAGUUUUUAAGAAGUCAUCGUCAAUUGGAUUGUCAAAAUAGUAAUUGCAGUAUUCAACAAACCUCAAAAGAAGAUUAAUUUAGUUAAGAUGCCAAAAAGUAAAUUCUAUGCUCAUUAUUUUUAGAUUCAUACUUUCACAUUUCACCUAAAGAGAAGCCUCUUUUCAAUAUAUAGAUGACAUUUCAGAUGACAUAGAUGAUAUUGCCUAAAAAACUCUAAUUGAUUUCAACACCAAUUACUUACAACCAGAUUACACUUUAAAUAAUUUAGAUCAAUCACAGAGAAUGAUGUUUUUAGAAGGCUCUAUCAAUUUGUUUAAAAUAUUCAAAGUUAUUCAAACACUGAAGAUUACUAAUCUAGAAACCCUCGGAGAAUUCAGUGUCAAAAUUGAAUCUCUCUAUCAAAACAAUUUCUAUCAUAAUUCCAUGCAUGCAAUCGAUGUUGCAAAUUCAACAGCAUUUUUCCUAUAAAAUGGAUUAUCCACUCUAAUCGAUGAUUUCCAAGCUACUUGUUUGUUAAUUUCUUCAUUGGCACAUGAUAUUGGGCAUCCAGGCUUAAAUAAUGGAUUUAUGACUGCAAACAGAUGUAGAUUAGCCUUAUUAUUUAAUGAUCAAAGUGUUUUAGAGAAUUAUCAUUCAUUCCUUUUGUUUUAGGUACUCACUUAAAGUAAAUGCAACAUCAUUGAAAACUUGAGUUCUAAUGAAAUCAAAGGAUUUAGGAAGUAUUGUUUAAAUCUAAUUCUUGACACUGAUCUCACCCGACACUUUUAAUUGAUGAACAAAUUCUAAAAUUAUUUGAAUGUCAAUGAAUCUCCUGCUAUUGAUUAACAAUUAAUCAUGUCAAUUGGAAUUAAAUGUGCAGGUAAUUACUGAUCAUACUAUUUUAGAUGUUGGACAUGGAGCAAAAGAAUUAAAAUUACACAAAAUCUGGAGUAGAAGAAUCAUUGAAGAAUUCUUUUUAUAAGGGGAUUUAGAGCAUCACCUUAAAGUACCUAUAUCACCUAUGUGUGAUAGGAAAUAGAAUGUUUCUAAAUCUUAAGAAGGCUUUUUAAAGGCCAUAGUUUUACCAAUGUUCGAGGCCUUCUCAACAAUAUUAAAGAAGUAAUUAAUUGUUUGAUUAAUAGUGAAAAUAUCUAAAAAACCUGUGUGGACUAAGUAAAAUAAAAUAUAGAAUAUUGGUAAAAGCAGAAGACUGAUGAAGAAUUCAUGGAAGAAACAACUUUUGAUACCAAUGCCGGACUUGAAAUUCUUCAAAAGUUUCUUCAUGAACCUCUUCAUAUUGAGAUUUGAUUUUAUAUGUAAU
Molecule: messenger RNA, 2441 nt
Organism: Paramecium octaurelia
Lineage: Eukaryota; Ciliophora; Oligohymenophorea; Peniculida; Parameciidae
Source: the annotation of a GenBank genome assembly